CGUUACGAUUACCUGGCGUUUGACAGUUUAAGGUCGGAUUAUUGUUCGGAAGGUGAACCCUACCGGACGAAAAGAAACAAAGGCCUAUCCUAGCUCAACUCUCACAGAUACUCCUUGCAGUAUAUCCUUUCUUUGCAAUCAUGCUCUUCUUUUACUUCAGCUCAGGCCACGGUGGCUCAUGGUCCAUCGGGCCUCUGAUAGCUUUGUUGCCGAUCCUGCUGCAACUGGCGCCCUACGUUCUGCAGAGUGGAUUGGCGCCGGUUCUGACCUUUUCCUGGGGACCUACUGAAUUCCAUACUUCUAAGGGUCUUAUCAGCGCAGUCCUGAUGGCUGUGAAUUACCUUUUGAUACCCGCCAUCGGUGUUUGGGGCAUGGCGCGGUUUGUACGUUGGGUUCGCGGGAACGGGGGUUGGAGGUUUCUGCUGCGGCUGUUGCUCCAGGGCUACCAGGCUGGUGGGGCGCCGCGUGCCCCUGCCCCGCAGCAGCGGCGGCAGGGCCGUGUGACCGUCGAGGAGGUUGCUGACGCGCUUACAAAGCUACCCACGGAGACGUACAUGACGCCCGAGCAGCUGGCGGCGCUCCCUGUACACGAACUCAAGGCGCUUCUCCACGGCCGCGGCCUGCACCCCACGAACUGCCUGGAGAAGAGUGAGCUGGUGCGGCAGCUGCUGCAGCACGGCGGCUCCAGCGCGGAUUCGUGCAGCAUUUGCUGCGAGGACUACGUGCCAGCUGCGGCGCCAAGCCAGGCGGGGGCGGACGCAGAUGCGGAAGAGUCGCCGGUGGUGCUGCGUGUGCUCCGCUGCGGCCACCGCUUCCAUGUAGAGUGCGUGGACAAGUGGUUCCUGUCGGCUACCGACUACACACGUGCCCCGGCGUGUCCGCUGUGCAAUGCGCCGUUGUUGCCAGGACAGCCUAGCAGCAGCAACGGGAGUCGAGGAGCACAAUGAGGGGUUGCAGGGGAAUGCACGGCUGCUGUUUAAGGGGCCUAGCGGCGGUAGCGGCAUGUCGACCAUAUGGUAUGCGCCAAGUUUGCGGUCCUGGCGACUGGUUCAACCAGAGCCCGGAGUGUCGCCCUGCUGUACACCAGAGGCCUAGCUGUGGGCGUUUUGCCGAAUAAGAGGCUCACUGGAAAAACGAAUGUACGAAACGAAUGUAUUCCUAUGAAUUUUGUAAUAAGGGAUUGCUGUUGUACUAUCAUGCGGAUGAUUGGGUAGUUGUUGAGCAUGGAAGGUGGACAUUGUGGCUGUCGUUGCAAACCUUUGGCCUCGCUUGUGGCCAAACUUGCAAGUUAUGCCAUGGAUCGUGCUGUCCGGCGUUGCGUCUGUGACAAAUGGCAUUAGUAGCCAAACAUACGGACAUCGCAGUAUUCGGAAGGCCUAUGCUCUUCAUGCAUAAGUUGCUGGAGUCACAACCGGGAUCGUGUGGUUGUGUUCAUGUCAUGCCUCUUACUGGCUGUGUGCUGGUAAGGAGCAAGUGUGGCGGUACCAGGUAGUCGCUGAGGCGGCACCUGCUUGUAGUGUGCUUGCAGUAUGGUGCACUGAAAGGUUACAAGGUCACACUGUUACCGGUACAUGACAGCACCGAUGUAUAUAGCAGUACAGAUGGGGGUGGACGUAAAUGGCAUGUGGUCACCAAACGUUGUCGAGUUGAUAGCCGAGGAUGUUCAGCGCCGAAAG
This is a messenger RNA of Astrephomene gubernaculifera, 1676 nucleotides long. Lineage: Eukaryota; Viridiplantae; Chlorophyta; Chlorophyceae; Chlamydomonadales; Astrephomenaceae. The record is from the annotation of a GenBank genome assembly.